Chanos chanos (milkfish) is the source of this 1320-nucleotide messenger RNA. It is a transcript of the gene rundc3aa, whose product is annotated as RUN domain containing 3Aa. The record is from RefSeq and is a predicted model, not a curated record. The transcript is spliced from 11 exons. Bases 1 to 1320 code for a protein of 439 amino acids. Lineage: Eukaryota; Metazoa; Chordata; Actinopteri; Gonorynchiformes; Chanidae.
AUGGACUCAGGUUGUUUUCAGACCGCAAUGGCUAUGGGCUUGACGUCGAAAAAAUCAUCUUCUAGAAAUGUCGCCGUGGAACGCAAGAAUCUCAUCACCGUUUGCAGAUUUUCGGUAAAGACUCUUCUAGAAAAGUACACUGCAGAGCCCAUCGAUGACUCAUCAGAGGAGUUUAUCAACUUCGCAGCAAUUUUGGAACACAUCCUUAGUCAUCGCUUCAAAGGUACCGCCCCAGGCCCAGGUGGUUGGUUCAGCUCAGAUGGGCAGAGAAGUUUCUGGGAUUAUAUCAGACUGGCUUGCAGUAAAGUCCACAACAACUGCAUCAGCAGCAUUGAGAACAUUGAAAACAUCAGCACCUCACGUGCCAAGGGUCGAGCAUGGAUUCGGAUGGCUCUGAUGGAGAAGCGUCUGUCUGAAUAUGUGGCGACAGCCUUGAGGGACACACGGACUACAAGGAGGUUCUAUGACGAUGGUGCUAUCAUGCUUGGGGAAGAGGCUACAGUUCUGACUGGGAUGUUGAUUGGACUCAGUGCCAUUGAUUUCAGUUUCUGUUUGAAAGGUGAGGUCUUGGAUGGCAAGAUACCUGCAGUGAUUGACUACACUCCUUACCUGAAGUUCACCCAAAGCUAUGACUACCUUAGCGACGAAGAGGACCGGCGCAGCGUGGACAGCAGUGCGAGUGAAGACAGUGUCUCUGAACAUCCGUACAUUCCCCUGGUGACCGACGAGGAGAGCUGGAGUAACAGGUGUCGCAAGAUGGAGCAGAGGUUCAAAAUCGUCAAUGCACAGAAGGGGUACUUGGAGGAGCUGGUGCGUCUUCGUGAGUCCCAGCUGAAGAACCUGGAGACUGAAAACAGGAGACUGAGUGCCAGACUGGAGGAUGUACAACUCCAAAGUCAACAGGAAAAGAAAGAGCUGGAAGCUAUUAUACUGGAGCUACAGGCACAGCUCUCAGCCCUUAUUCCCUGCGAGUCUUCCCAUUUGACCAAGGACCUGUCAAUCCCACUGGUUAACCAAUGGCCUUCCAUACAGUCUGUCAGUGAUCAACGGGAUGUCAAGUUGUUCCGCAGAAGAAGUUUCCACAGUUUGGAACAGUUCUCUGCUGAGGUCAGUUUGAACUCCGAUUCCCAGAAGACAGAUGAAAAGCAGAAUGGAGAUGCUGACUGGUGUACUACAGGCAAAGACAACACUCCCUCUAUGCUUGGUCUGUGUGGCUCUCUGGCCUCUUUGCCCAGCUGUAAGUCUCUGGCCAGCCUGAAGUCCAGCGAGUGUUUGGUCAACAUCAGUAAAGAACCCAGCCCUGCCCUCUCCCCCAGCUAG